Molecule: messenger RNA, 3048 nt
Organism: Poeciliopsis prolifica (blackstripe livebearer)
Lineage: Eukaryota; Metazoa; Chordata; Actinopteri; Cyprinodontiformes; Poeciliidae
Product: homeobox protein HMX1-like
Exons: 3
Coding region: 452-1264 (270 amino acids)
Biological process (GO): regulation of transcription by RNA polymerase II; negative regulation of DNA-templated transcription
Cellular component (GO): nucleus
Molecular function (GO): RNA polymerase II transcription regulatory region sequence-specific DNA binding; DNA-binding transcription factor activity, RNA polymerase II-specific
Source: RefSeq, a predicted model, not a curated record
CGUGCAUGCACAGAUGUAACCAAUAGGCGGUACUGUGCCAUUCCUCGGGACGCGCUCUCCAUCUCCAGCCCUGAGGACAUCACCGUCUCUCUGCGCGGCUUUCCUCCUAAUUGACCUAAAUCCAGUUCCUCUGCUGUCCCUGACGGCGGACUGACACACAGCCCGCGAGAUAAGCUACGAGGAAACACCGCUGCGGUGCUUUUCCCUCUCUCUUCCCCUCUCUCUCUGUCUUGGAGUAGUUAAUACCGCUGCCUCUCUGUCCUCAGAUCAACCCCAGCGCGAGUUUUGCGCCUGGAUCUCCAACAAGGGGAGCUCUUGGAGUGCGCCGCGAUGGUUUACAUCGAGCAGAAAGAACUGACGUCUCUCCCAGGAAGGAUUUUAUAAUAUUCUCCUCCGCGGGAUUUUUUUUUAGGUGCAAAAACCAGCUGGCUCCACAAGCGCAAAAGUCGUAAUGUUAGACGAUAAGGCGCCGACAUCCCAACUCGGCGCUCCGUCUUUCUUCAUCGAGAAUCUGCUGCGGACAUCCGGCGCGGAUUCGUCGGCCGCAGAGCGCGUGGAGACCUCCGGGUUCAGCGUUUGGGGGGCUGCGCCCUUCCCGGUGGGCAGCAGGCUGCUGGAACCGGGACGGCCGCUUCAGGAACCUGGAGAUAUUUAUGGGUCCAGCGUCACAGACAAAUGGGGGGUCCGUGCAACACAGAGACGAGGGGAUUACCAAGUUUUACCAGACUCAGCGGACGAGAGCGACGAAUCAGAGAAGAGAGACGAUAGUUCAACAAACGAGAAAGAGGAAGAAACUGUGCAGUCUCCCUGCAACCUUGAGGAGGAUAACUGUGAUACAGGUGAAGUCAAAAUGCUGCGGAAGAAGAAGACGCGCACCGUGUUCAGCCGUACCCAGGUCUUCCAGCUGGAGUCCACCUUCGACCUGAAGCGCUACCUGAGCAGCACAGAGCGAGCUGGACUGGCCGCCUCGCUGCAGCUCACAGAGACGCAGGUCAAGAUCUGGUUCCAAAACCGCAGGAACAAGUGGAAACGGCAGAUCACCGCCGACAUAGAAAGCGGUGGAGCCGUGGUGCCUUACGCCGCCCACAGGGUCGUCAGAAUUCCUGUGGUGUACCGAGAGAACAUCGGCACGCCUCUGACUCUGGGCGGCCUGCCUCAGGUGUCGCCGCCAGUCAUUGGGGUCUCAGAUCCCACCUGUCCACUGACUGGACACCUCACCCACCCGUUGAUGUAUAUGUCACCACCGAUGACAGGACUGGUAUGAUGUAAGGAGCUUUAAAAGUAAAGAGACACUAUUAGCAAUUCUAACACACUAAUUUAGAUGUCCGGAUUUUUUCUUUUAACUAUUUCUCUUGGAAAAAGGUGAAAGGAGUCUGGUUCUCAACCCAGGGCAGCAUUCCGUCAUGGGGCGGCAUGAGUGGUACAAAAAAACAAUUCUGUCAUUUACACCUCAACUGAGUUUUCUGUUGGAUAUUUGUGUGUCCUGUUAAGACUUACUCUGUGUUGAGAACCGUGUAAGCAGAUAUCCAGGACUAAAGUAAAUUUAUAAAGCUACUGAAUAUCGAUAUUCUCCAUUUUUGUAAGAAAUCUGGAAUCUCUGAAUCAUCUGAACUAUAAGAUAAAUAUAUUUUUAACUGGAAGAAUCUCUGGUGAACAGGGAUUCUUUUUCUUUUAUUACCACAGACAUCUUCUAAUGGCAACUCCCAGCAGGAUUAUGCCUCCUUCUCAAAUUUAAUCUCAAAAUGGCUUCUUCAAGAUUAUAAUAAAUUCACUGUAUUACUAUGGCUUUCACAACCUUAAGGUCUUAAUCCGAUAAAAGAACUGUAGGGAAAAGAUUUAUGUAGUAGAUGUACAGCACUAUGACAAUUAUCUAAGGUGGCUGGUGAACACUGCAAUGUGAAAAGUAGUUUAUUUUAUUAUUAUUCACACUUCGGAUUAUGAUGUCUUUUUAUAUAAUUUGAUGAAAAUACAUUAUGGACUUUUUCAAUGAUGUUUUAUUUAUUAAAAGGGUCGUAACUUACUCAGAUCAACCUGGGAAAAAAAUAAUUGGAUCACUUUAAAUCAUAAAUCAACUAUGAUGAACAACGGUUUUGGAAGCUGAUUUCUAUUUUACCAGCCUCAUACGCUUGAUCGAAUUUUUAAUUUAGGCUAGAGCAUCUCAAGAAGCAGCAAUUUGUGGCCUGAUCUGAAGAAAUUCAAAGACAGUUCAGCAGAAAAGUCAUUUCUCUUUCUUAGUCUGGGAAGUUUUUCAAAGUUAUUUUAAUGGGUUUGGAGCUACUCUGAACCACAUUGACACAAUUCACAAAUAAACAAAAAGCAUCCAGCUGACCAAAAAUGCUCCAUAAGCACAUCAACAAUUCAUCCAAGCUGCUCCUUACCGGAAAAUCAUGACUAAAGCAAUGGGGACCAAAAACAUGGGACAUGAAAGAGGACAAUGAUCCAGAGCACAUCAGUCUCACCUCUGACUGUCUAAGAAAAACAAAAAAGUGAAAGUUUUGUAGUGACCUAGUCCAAGUCUGAACUAGGUCACAAGUUUCAACUUGAACCUGUGUGAGAUGGUAUGAUCAUAAACAGGUUGUUUGUGCUUAAGAAAAACAACAAUUGUGGCUUAUUACUAACAGUUCUGUGAAAAACGUGAACUAAAACACAGUGAAAUAUAUUUUGUUGUCUUUUUAGGGACAGUUACUGUUUCCUUAUUAAAUGCUAUCAUCAUUUCAAAAUGGCAAUUUUGUAGUUGUUCUGCUUUUGCGAUCAAAGCAAAAAUAAAUAAGCUGGGAAAUUAUUUUUCAUGAACUGAGAGGCUGGUUUAAGUCAGACAAACCUUCCAACAUGAUCUCCCAAAUCCCUUCAUCUCUUAAAAUGUUUACUAUGUAAUCAUUAUAAAUCAAUCAGUUGCAAAAACACAUUUUAUUGUUUGUGAGUUUUCAUCCUGUCAGAGUCACGACAAUAAUUGUAAUCACGACUCACACCUAUUAUUAUGUAUUUUGUUAUUUAAGAGAAUUUUCAGACAGAUCUUUGUACACUUUUUGAGUCACAAAUGUGAAUAAA